UAUAGGUUGCGUCAAGCAACUGCACAUUCGUAGUUCAUCCUUAGUAACGAGUACAGCUUUAGACAUGAAGCUGGUUAUAUUUCUAUCAGUGAUCGCUUGUGGGUAUGGAGAUAAGUUGGAUAGAACCUACUUGCCUCCAGCAAGUGCUGCAACUGCUGGCGGAAGCCCUGGAUCCUUGACGGCUCCUGGAUCUCCAGGCUUCAACCAAAACUUACAAGGACAAUCUGCGUUUGGUCCUAUUUCUUCUGGGAUUGAUUCGUCUAGAACACCUGGUUUUGGCUCAGCUUCGGCUGCAUUUAAUGGACAGGCUGAAUUACCUGCCAUAAACCAACCUUCCAGUACUAGAUAUACGCAACCAUCGGGAUUAGCUUCAAAUCCUUCAGGCUCGAUUAAUGCUGGCUUAAACAAUCUACCAUCAACUCAAUUUGGAGACACUGGAUUGAACAAGCUGAACGGGCCUGUUCAGGCACCAGCUUCAAAUGGAUUUGGCUCUGGCACGAUUGGGCAACAGCUAUCUAGCGCUUACUCGCAACCGCAGCAGGGAUCUACCCAAUCAUUUGGAACUACUCCUGGAUUUGGUUCCAGCUCGAUUGGAACACAGUCAUCCCAAUUUACCCAGCAACCAGGAAACAUUCAAGCUUUUGGCCAAAGUGCUUCCCUAGCACCUCAAUCUUUCCAGCCAGAAAGAGCUCAAGCAGCUGCAGACCGAAACGCUGAGAUAUUAAGAUAUGAUAAUGAAAUUGAUGGAGAUAGAUUUGCGUAUAGCUUUGAAACAUCCAAUGGUAUAUCUGCUGAAGAAUCAGGCGUGGCAGCAGGUGGUGUUAAAGCUCAAGGACAAUUUUCUUAUACUGGUGAUGAUGGCAAUGCUUAUUCUAUUACUUACACUGCUGAUGAAAACGGAUACCGUCCCCAGGGAAACCAUUUACCUACAUCUCCCCCGAUCCCUGAGGAAAUAUUGAAAUCGAUAGAAAUUAAUGCUCAAGCUGCAGCAGCUGGUACCCAAGAAGGUGCUUACCGACCAGAAGAAUAUGAAUCUGAUGGAGGUCUUCAAGGCACAUAUAACACUGGUGCCCCAACUUAUAAUCAACAGUUACAAGCAAACGGAGACGGAUCAAAUCCAAACUUAUCAGCUGCCAAUGACAGACCAUUAAUCCAAAAUAUAGGACAAGGUAAUAAUUAUCAGAGCAGACCUGAAAUUAAUAAUUCACAAAAUGGUCUUCAAGUACAGUCAGGAGAGUAUAAUUUGCCUUCUGGAAAUAAAGCUACUACCAAUGAGCAAGGUGUUGAUUACACACAAGGGCAGAGAGAUAUAAAUUUGGGUCUUGGUUUACAAAGAAAAGGUCAACAAUCAUCUGGCUAUCAAUACAACAGCCCAAAUAAUGGAGUAUCACGCCCUAAUAGGCCACAAGCUCAAAGUGCUCUCGCACAAAGUCAACCACAAUUUGGAUCCAACUCACUAUCUGGAUCUUUCCAAGGACCUACUGGCCAGCAGCCAAUUUCUUCAACAAAUGGAUUUUCUUCUAACAGAGUAAAUACUCCCUCCCCCUCUAAUUAUCAGCCAGACAAUCUUUCUUCAGGCUUUGAUAGCUCUAAACUGUCUCCAGAAAAUUUAUCUAAUUCCGUAAAUGCUCCCAAUGGUGGCUACAAUUACGAACGUGGAUCUUCAAACUAUCAGAUCAGCUCAGGAAGACCCAAUUCACAGCAACAAAAUUCAUUCAAUCGUAUUCAAAGUCAGCCAAGUUUUUCAGGAUCCCAAAAUCAACAAGGUUCUGCCAAUCAGGUCAAACCUAGCUCACAGUACCAACCUAGUUCCGCGAAUCAAGCUAAACCUAGCCCACAGUACCAACCUAACUCCGCGAAUCAGGUUGCGCCUGGCUCACAAUACCAAUUGAGUACUGCUAAUCAGAUCACACCCAGCUCCCUUUACCAGCCCAGUUCCACCAAUCAGGUUACACCAAACUCUCAGUACCAACCAACUUCCACCAAUCAAAUUACAUCGGGCUCUCAGUACCAACCUAGUUCUGCUAAUCAGAUUUCAUCUGGCAGUCAGUACCAACCAGGUUUGUCUGUUCAACUUCAAUCUAGCUCACCCAAUCGUGGCCAAUCUGGUCUGCAACAAGGUUCACAGUAUCAAACAAACCCCAACCAAGGCCAGUUCCGCCCAAGCUCGCAAGGUCAAGCUACAACUUCUGGAAUAGGUCAAAAUGGAGCUUCAGCGAAUGUUUCUCCAUAUCAAUACAAUAGACCAACGCAAGGUCUUCCUCAAGGGCAAGGACAGCAGCAAACACCCAUCAAUCAACUGAAAAACCCUGAUCAGAAUCAAGCUCGACCUGAAUUCGGCGGACCUCGUCAGCCACCAAGCUUCAAUUCUGAAGAAGGCUACAAAUAUUAAUGACUAAAUAACCGACAAUGAGAUAUCAUGGAAUAUAUUGUAUUGAUAUAGACAACAGAAGCACGCUAAAAAUACAAAAAUAAUGAAUAAUAGUGUUUUGUACAUAUUUUUCUGUAAAAUAACGUUAGUUAUAUUUGUAUUCAUCGCAUUUUUUAAGA
This is a messenger RNA of Leptidea sinapis, 2550 nucleotides long. RefSeq names its product pro-resilin-like (gene CPR12). Lineage: Eukaryota; Metazoa; Arthropoda; Insecta; Lepidoptera; Pieridae. The transcript has 3 exons. The coding region runs from base 65 to 2392 and encodes 775 amino acids. The record is from RefSeq and is a predicted model, not a curated record.